This is a messenger RNA of Hibiscus syriacus, 1144 nucleotides long. Its product is annotated as alpha/beta hydrolase domain-containing protein 17C-like. Bases 425 to 1129 code for a protein of 234 amino acids. The transcript has 4 exons. NCBI's taxonomy places the organism in Eukaryota, Viridiplantae, Streptophyta, Magnoliopsida, Malvales, Malvaceae. The record is from RefSeq and is a predicted model, not a curated record.
AAGUGAUUAAAGAUCUAAAUAUAUACAUGCAUACAUGUGCAUAUCAUUUGUCAAAUUCGCCGUCAGGGGACCUUCCUAUACCCACGCUCCUUCUUAUUUUUUCUUACCCCUCUUUAAUGGAUAAAAUCCCAUUCAGCUCAGAUUCCCAGCUUUCAAGACAUUUAAAAAACACCAGAUCCGGUUUCUCGUCCCACAAAUUCGUUGUCUGACGGCUGCUCCCGUGCAAACGCGCCUUUAUUACCAUUUCACGCGCCACCUAUUUUGGUUUCAUUUCUCUUCUCUCUUUCAUUUUUAUGCUGUUUGUAAAUGAAAAAAGAUCUUAAGAAGAUUGGACGGCGGUGAUUGAGAUUUGAGGUUUCGGAGGCAGCUGAGCUAUUUUGGUAGCUUUAAUGAAAGGUGAACAACUAUUAGUGCCAAGAAGAAGAUGGGAGGAGUGACGUCGUCGAUUGCCGCCAAAUUCGCGUUCUUCCCGCCGAACCCACCGUCUUACAGAGUGGUGGAGGACAAGUCAAGCGGUGGUCAGCUUUACAUACCGGAGGUACCGAGGAGGGAUGAUGUUGACGUCUUGAAGCUACGCACGCGCCGUGGAAACGACAUAGUCGCCGUCCAUAUUAAACACCCUAAAGCUUCCGCUACUCUCUUGUAUUCUCACGGAAAUGCCGCUGAUCUGGGACAAAUGUUUGAACUCUUCGUCGAGUUGUGUAAUCGCCUGCGCGUUAAUCUUAUGGGGUAUGAUUACUCUGGCUAUGGUCAGUCAACUGGAAAGCCAACUGAGUGUAAUACAUAUGCAGACAUAGAUGCAGCUUACAAGUGUCUUAAGGAAGAGUAUGGAGUUAAAGAUGAACAAUUAAUUUUGUGUGGUCAGUCUGUUGGUAGUGGACCUACGGUUGAUCUUGCUUCUCGUUUGCCCAACUUGAGAGGCGUUGUUCUACAUAGCCCAAUUUUGUCCGGCAUGAGAGUAUUGUACCCUGUCAAAAGGACAUACUGGUUUGACAUUUAUAAGAAUAUUGACAAAAUCGUAGCAGUGAACUGUCAGGUUUUAGUAAUUCAUGUAAGUAUUGCUUCCGUUUUUUUUUCAUUUUUAUCCUCUCCACUUGUUUCAUCACAUUAUCCCCUCCUCUUUCUCUAGCUUCCGUUUUACUAC